AUGACGCGCGUCGUCGUCCCCAACACAACCUACACGUUAUCGUCAGCGUCACCCUCGCCCUCGCCAUCGCCAUCGCCAUCGGCCUCCCCGCUCCUCCGCCUCACGCCAGACAUUCGGCUGCGCCUUUACCGUUACUUGGGAUUGACGUCGUGGGACGGCCGCCCGUACGAGUUCGAUCUGCGAGGUGGACGAGUCAGCGGCAGGCGAUUUGCCCGCUGCCCGCCCGAGCCUAUCGACUUCUAUGGCCUUCUGAUCUCCUGUCGUACCAUCUACACCGAGGCAGCUGCCUUGCUUUACUCGACCAAUAGUUUCGUCGUCCACCAUAACGCCCCUGGCCAGCUACCUGGGCUCCAGGCCCUCGGGGCGCUCACUGAGCCCUCGCGCCGGUCGCUAUCCCGGCUUAAGGUUGUCCUCUGCGAGGCAGCUUGCCACAAUAGAUGCCACAAUAGAGUGCUGGAAUACGGCUACUCCGGGAGUUACUGUUGCCAAGGCCCUGAUCCCGACGGCGAAUGCUCCGACUCACAUAUUCACCAAGCUCCGCUCCUAAGCGAUGGUUGUACUAGAUCAACCGCUGCUGACGACGUGCGACGCGCCUGGCAUUCCGCCGCCACCCAGCUAUUCGCUCACAUGGCCGCUGGGCGCCUCGCUCUCGCGCUUGUAUGCGAUAUCAACCCGCAGCACCCCCUGGCGCUCCAACUCGCCGAGUGUAUUCUUGCCCCCUUGCUCCUCCUCCCCCGCUCCUACCUGCCCGAAUGCAGGAUUCGCCUAGCCAAGACGCCCGACGGGGGGCCGCUCCAGAAGCUCGCUCAAGACGCCGUUGUGCAUGCCUGCGGGCUGCUCGCCCCUGUUCCGUACGCCCGGGCCGCGUCCUCGGAGCAGGCGGAGCAGCCGCUCGGCGCGGCGGCUACCGCCACGCUGACCAACCUGCCACGCGAGCUCCGUGUCCGUAUCCUAGAGUAUACCGACCUAGUCGCGCCACGGAAGCAGGUGGCGUGGAGCCGGCAACACCGUGCGUAUGUGCUGCUCCGCCUCCGGCGCACAAGAAUCCCCCCCUUCCAAGACGAGGAGGAGCUAUACGAUAGCCAGUUUUCCGAGUGCUACCGCGGCCGACCUGAGGGCUGUUUCUGCCGGCGCCGCCACACGGCCUUUUCGUCGCACACGCAAUGCACCUGCUGGGCACCUCCGGGGCCAUCCCUCUUUCUCGUAUGUCGCACCCUAACACAGGAGGCCCACUAUGUCUUCUUUUCCCGUAACCGGUUCAUCAUCCACGACUACCAGACGCAGGAGCGCUGGCGUGUACCCGACCCUUCAUCAAGCACUUCCCUCCCUUCCUACCCUUUUGACAGAUUCGCGGUGUCCGAGUUCCUCCACAACAUAAUACCCGCAUCCGCCCUCAGCCACCUCCGUUUCCUCGAGCUGGUGUUCCCGCCCUACCCCGCCGCCACUUGGCCCGGCCCAGACCACCCGGCCACACAAGACUGGCAUGCCACUGUCGCCUGGCUCCGGGACCGGCACCGGCUCUGCUUACCGGCGCUUACCCUGCGAGUGAUGGUGAUGGACGAGAGCAAUGGAAUGCGAGGUAGCGAGUACGAGGCCACAGCUGAGGAGGCCAAGGCCGUCCUGAUAGCGUAUAUUAAAAUCCUCGUAUGGCCGCUCCGGGGGCUAGCUGCCGAGCCGCUUGGCCUCGCCCGCUUCUACGCUAGCUUCCGGUACCCGCAGCUGGGGCCCCGGCGCUAUCGGCCCUCAAUAAUGCCCGGCCCGUGGUAUGACCCGUUCCUUAGGAAAAGGGACCUCAAGGAACGGCUCGAGCGCUACGUCAUGGGGUCGCGGUAUGAAAGCCUGUAUGCGGACGGGAGGACAGAGCCGAUGCCGAGCGAUUGGGAUCACAUGUCUUUUGAUUGGAGAAAAAUUGCGACACCGCCCGUCGAGCUUGAGGACUUUUAA
Molecule: messenger RNA, 1944 nt
Organism: Dichotomopilus funicola
Lineage: Eukaryota; Fungi; Ascomycota; Sordariomycetes; Sordariales; Chaetomiaceae
Exons: 1
Coding region: 1-1944 (647 amino acids)
Source: RefSeq, a predicted model, not a curated record